Myripristis murdjan (pinecone soldierfish) is the source of this 2425-nucleotide messenger RNA. RefSeq names its product polynucleotide kinase 3'-phosphatase (gene pnkp). Lineage: Eukaryota; Metazoa; Chordata; Actinopteri; Holocentriformes; Holocentridae. Gene Ontology annotation, molecular function: double-stranded DNA binding; protein binding; polynucleotide 3'-phosphatase activity. The coding region runs from base 239 to 2065 and encodes 608 amino acids. The record is from RefSeq and is a predicted model, not a curated record. Gene Ontology annotation, biological process: DNA repair. Gene Ontology annotation, cellular component: nucleus. The transcript is spliced from 17 exons.
UGGCUCCACAUUUGCACCAGCCCGCCUCCGGUGCUGAAAGUGCGCUGGUGGCAUCGACGCAGCCAACUCAAGCCCCAGGAAAGUUGCGCCCAUUGAGAAGAAGCAAAUUCCCCUUUAAAAUACACCCAGCUGCUGCACUGUGAUAACCAGCUUGCACUUCAUUUCUGCUGUUUGUAACUCGAUAAAGUCACUCAGGCUCACCAGCACAGAGCUCGGGUUAGUUUACGCCGCGGGUCAGAUGUCGUGCACGCUGGUGGGCGCGACGGGGGUCCGGAUCUCCCUCGCAGACGGACGGGCUGUGAUCCUGGGUCGGGGUCCAGACACCGGGGUCACCGACAAGAAAUGCUCCAGGCACCAGGUGAAGCUGGUGGCGUGUUUUGCAGACCAGGAUGUUCUUGUCACACAGUUGGGUCCCAACCCCAGUUCCCUGGAUGGCGAGAAGCUGGGCCGGGGCCAGUCAGGUAAACUCGCCCAUGGAGGCACCCUCUACCUGGUGAACCAGAGCCACCCAUUUACACUGCGCUACUCCCUGAGUGCCAAUGGAACAGCCUCUGGCACGGCACACAAAGGGCUGAAAGCCACUGACAAGACAAAAGGAGGAAGUCACAGCAGGGAGAAGGAGGCACAGUCGAGUCCGGGACCGAAACGCAGUAUAAAAGAUUUCUUCUCUGUCUCUCCUAUGAAGCCAUCUAAGAGGCCACGCAGCCCAGAGAAGGGGGAGCCUGAGGAGAAGCGCCAAAGGAGAAAUGAGACGGGCCUGGACAGACGGGUGAAGAAAGAGGAGGCGGAGGAUGAGGACAAAGAGGAGAGACUGGCAGAGGAAAAGCUGAGGCAGCUGCAGCAAAUGGCCGAGAAGGCUACAGCAGGGAGCAGCACCCAGCCUUCAUCAUCCUCUGCAUCGUCUUCAUCAGAAUGUCUAAAGAGCAACUGGCAGCAGAUUGGCAACUUGAUGCUCUACACUGCUGCUGGGGUCAAGGGAAGCAACAAGGUUGCCGGGUUUGACAUAGACGGCUGCAUCAUCACUACCAAGUCUGGCAAAGUGUUCCCCACUGCACCAGAUGACUGGAAGAUUCUGUUCCCUGAGAUUCAGCCCAGGUUGAGCAGCUUGCUGAAGAAAGGAUACAAGGUGGUGUUCUUCACUAACCAGAUGGGGAUCGCUAAAGGAAAACUGCGACCUGAAGUCUUCAAGUCUAAAGUGGAGGACAUCCUCAGCACACUGCAGCUGCCUGUGCAGGUUUUUGUUGCAGCCGGUCCAGGUGUCUACAGGAAGCCAGUGAUGGGGAUGUGGAAUCACUUGUGUGAGAAGGCUAACGGCGGAGUGACGGUUGACAAGACUCAGAGUUUUUAUGUAGGAGAUGCUGCAGGUAGGCCGGUGAACUGGGCACCAGGGCAGAAGAAAAAGGAUUUCUCCUGCAGUGAUCGGCUGUUUGCGCUGAACAUCGGGUUGCAGUUCCACACCCCAGAGGAGUACUUCUUAGGCUGGAAGAGCGCCCCCUACAGCCUGCCUGAAUUUGACCCUAGGCGGCUUGAUACCAAAGCCAGGCUGUACGACCCGCCCACCGCCUCCCUCACCUCCAGCAAGACGGAAGUCAUCGUCGCUGUGGGUUUCCCUGCAUCUGGUAAAUCCACCUUCUUCCACAGCCACAUCAUCCCAAAGGGAUACACGUAUGUCAACAGGGACACACUCGGCUCGUGGCAGAGCUGUGUGUCAGCAUGUGAGCGAGCUCUGAAGGAAGGCCGCAGCGUCGCCGUGGACAACACCAACCCAGAUCCUGAGUCUCGCAAACGAUAUGUAGAUGUGGCCAAAGCAGCCGGAGUGUCCUGUCGCUGUUUCCACUUCUCAGCUUCUCUGGAGCAGGCAAAGCACAACAACAGGUUCCGUGAGAUGGCUCCUUCAGACACCAAACACGCCAAGGUCAAUGAUAUGGUCUUCCACAGCUACAAGAAACACUUUGUGGCUCCAGAUCGUUCUGAAGGUUUCUCCGAGAUCCUCCAGAUCCACUUUGUCCCUAACUUCAAAGACAGCCAAUCAGAAGCCCUGUUCAGACAGUUUUCAGAGGGCUGAUCGAACAGCUGGCGCUCUGGCAGCUUUUCUGACCUGCUGCUGGCACAGAAAAGAUCACACAUCACAGCCAAUACAGGAACCAAACAGUGGGAUCCAACCAACAACCAAGACACCAAGCAGACUUAGGUUAAUCGGUUUAGACUGAUCUAUUUUUCUAUCCAAAUUGGACUGUCUGUUGUAGGGGCUCAUCAUGAAUAUCGGUGCUGUCCUGCCUGCAUUUCCUUGCUCCCGUGCAUACGACUAAUGGGACUUUGACAACACACAUUUGAAUGGCACUAAAUCAGGUUCCUUCCACUGAAACAAUGUUGAGUCAAACCCUCCAGUGUACUGAUAUGAAUGACCAGGUUUAUUUAAACAGAA